UUUCCUGCGGGACAAGUUGAGUCAGCGACCGGGUUCUGUUCCGGACGGACGUUCGAUUCGUGGUGUUAUACCCACCUUUACUUUUGGGUGGUGGCAGCUAAUCUAAAGGGACCACACUCCACCCAUCAUCUGUGCUAGGACUUAUUGGAAACUGUUGUUGCCCUCCGUCUGGGGUUGUGAGUCGUUGUCGUUAUUGUUGCUGCUGUUGUUAAUAUCUUGGGAGGGGAGGGUUUGCAAAAACAGAAGUGGAGGGGGUCGUAUUGGUUUAUCUUUGUACAAUCUUUUGGACAGUGUGCUCACCUCUGGAUCAGAUUUUUGCGAUUGUUGCGGCGGUGUGUGUUUGGGCGAAUUUCGGUGGUUCAGAUUGCAUCUCCGAUAUCAUUUUUUCAAGUGGAUUUUUUCUUCACCACUCGGAAAAUCGUCCCAGUCAUUGGAGCAGCAGAAACAUUGGAGUGGGUUCCGUGUCUCGAGUGGUCGUCGGUCGUCGUGGCAGAUGUUGCCCAGGGCAGGGCCAUUUGGCGUAAAGUGAGGCACUCUGCUGGGAUCUGAUUUCCUCCGUGGAGUGAAAAGUGCACAGUUUAAUAAAGUGGAAAAUCGGAAAAUUGCAAGCAUCUUGAUGGUGUACCUAUCAGAGCCCGGGCCAGAAGUGACCGAAGACGACCGAAGAAGAGAAAGGUGAUUUUUCAUAUUUUCUGCUCCUGUGCACCUUUUCCUGUCGCUCUCCGGAAGAUAUCGACACAAGUGCAUCUGGUGGAAAUUCCCUUCCGAGGAAAGAAAAAAAACGUCAAGAAGAGAAAUAACAGAAUCGAAACCAAUCAAGUGAAAAUUUAUCAAAAGUGGAUGAAACAGUGUGGGUUCUUGGUUUUAAAAAGAACGGGUGAAUUCAUCAUUGGUAAUAACCAUCAUUUGUAAACUGUUCUAUACCGGUUGAACCACUUGAAAGGAGAAAGGAAUAUAGAGUGACAUAAGUGCAGGAGGAUAAAAAUCCACUCGCAUUGACCAAGCUAGUGCUGAUUCAGUUCAUUACUCAUUGAGGAUAUGUAGCCGAAGCAUCCCGACAUCAACACACCAUUAGUGGGGUCGGAACUGAUUCUGACGUCAAGGACCGAAUACUCCAGCAAACCACCGGGAAACUUUUCCGUAGAAGGGCCCACCCGUCAACACGGCCAAGUGUAACAAGUUCUGUAAGAGUGACACGUGCUCCUUCCAGCGGCAGCAGCAGCCGUCGGUACUACACCGUGAAACGUGCACUGCUUGGGAAAUAACCCUACCAGAAAGCGUCGGAAUUCCAGUCCUGGGAAUCCGGAAACUCGGAGUUUACAGAAAGACGUGAUGAUAGUGCCGACUAAAUAAAAUAAAAAUCUCAUCGAGAAAUCAACUCAACAACGGGGGUCAGAUUUCGACGCAAGACGUCGCGCCAGAUGUGGCCAGAGUUUGUGAUUUGUGAGAAUUUCGGUGUGCUGAUUGCAAAGUAAAACAAGUGUCCAACCGUGAGGUCCGUUGAGUGACUUCAGCACUGAAACGUGUAUCCAGAGCAGCUGCCGUUCGUCACAUGGAAUAAACAACGGUUUGUGAGGUGGAAAGUUGUUCAAGAUCUGUAUUUGCUUGGGCGGAAAAAGCAAGAGACACGUGUUCGACGGGAGUUAGGUUCACGUGUCCACCAGGUCCGGCAUAGUGCAGUGACUGCCUCAAGACGAGGCGAUUUAUAAAUAAAUCGAAGAAUUGUGUUGAUUACGAACGGCGUGCUGUGAAAGAAGAAAUUUGAGCAUCAUGACUGGAAACGGAAUGGCGAAGAUUGGCGGUUCUGCUAGUUGGAGACGCUUUCCCGUGGAUUAAAUGGGACGAUGCCCAUCGUAGUGCACUCUAGCAACAAUUCUACACUCAAAGUACGGUGAUGGGUCAUUUUCGCCAUCAGCACCAUCACCGGGAUCAUUGCUGUCACUUCGGCCGGCCCAGGCCAUGGCUGCUCGCGCUGUUCGCUGUCGCCGUCGUCCUCCAGCUAACGUUCCAUCCUUGCUCCGGGCAUGCGUUCGAGCAGCAGCAGCUCAUCCAGAGCGAUGCUUCCGACGUGGAAUCUACCACCAGUGCCGUCGGAUCGGCCACUCUCCCACCGUGUGAGCCCAGAGUGCUCGAAGAUCUACCACCGGAUCCGUUUUACGACGUGUCCGAUCUGACCAUUCAAGCUGCCAAAUCGUUUGCCGAUUUUCUCGCUGCCAAACGGAUCGACACCAGCAAAGAUGACCGAAAGUUGAACGUGGCCCGUGAGAAAGCCAACGAACUGGCUAGCUUUGUGCUCAAGGAGGACAGUGGAUUACUUGCCGUUGGAAUCGCUUCACCCCGACUUCCGUUGGCUGUGGUGCAAUUUCGAGACAAAAUCGACGCCGCCCACGCCAAUUUGUCGGAGAGUAAAACGUUCCUGUCGACCUAUUGGCGCGAACUGGGAGCGGCGUGGAACCAGAGCAAUGGUGCCCAGUUUUGGGGUGCGCCUUUCCGGGACUGUGGUCCACUCUACGGGCGAUGGCUGUGGCCUUUCAGCGUGACGGUAGAAUCGCAAGGAUACAAAAUCGUCGCAUCCGCGUUCAUCGCGGCCGACGUGGACCAAUGCAACGACGCCCUGGAGGGAAUCUUCGGCCGGCGGCACAUCUGCGAUCGGGAGUCCACCUUUUGUCUGAUGUCGGACACGACGGAAUCGGCUGACACCGGGGCCACCUUCGGCAGCCGAGGGAAGUACACCUGCGUGUGCCGCGUUGGGUACUACAUUCCGAACGAGUCCUUCCAGGGGUUCACUUCCGACAAAAACGAUGCCAACGUUACGAACUUUAGUUGCAUUCCGUGUCCAAGUGCGUGCGAGUGCAACUGGGCUGGCAGCUGUAGCCGUCCGGACGAGGACUUCAGUACGGAAACGCUGAUGAAGGCCACCAUUGGUGCUAUUUUGGGAGCGUGUAUGCUUUGUUGUUUAGUGUUAGCGUUAAUAGUGUUCCGUCAACGAAAGUGCAAGACCAUUGCCACGGGGAUGUGGACCAUUUUAGAGACAAUUUUAUUCGGCAUUUUACUUUUGUAUCUAGCGGUUGCCCUCCACUUCCUGCAGGCGUCGACGUUGCGUUGCCUGCUGGAGCCCUGGUGCCGCGAGCUGGGCUUCAUCAUCUGUUACGGUGCAAUCGUGCUCAAGCUUUACCGCCACCUGGUGGAAUUCCGCACCAGAAAAGCUCAUCGAUGGGUUGUGAGAGAUUUAGAUUUGCUGCGCUACUUGUGCGCAAUGUGCGUUGCGGUUCUGUGCUAUCUGGCCGCAUUUACCGCCACCAGCAUGGACUUUCUCCGGUACAGCGAGCUGGUGUGGAAGGUGGAGAACACCGAUGACCAGGUCACGUCCAACAUGUGCCGACCGCUGAAGUGGGACUACGUGACCGAGGCCGGCGAACUGCUCAUACUGGGGUUCGGUCUACAGCUGGCCAUCGCCAGCCGCAAUGCCAACACUCAAUUUCGGGAACGUCAGUUUCUCGUCGCUUCUAUCCUAAUCGAAUUCCUCGCAUCAUCCACGUUCUACAUUCUACGGUUUUGGUAUCUGGGAGAGUUCAACCCUUCAACACUAUUCCUAGCACUGUUCAUUCGAUCUCAGCUGACCAACACAGUCACUCUCGCGCUGAUAUUCCUGCCCAAACUGUGGUACCAGCAUAAACAGCCCUUCCAGGUUCGUUCCCUUGCCCAUGAAGUAUCAUUCCGCUUACCUGUGGAUGCUUUCAAGGGUGCACACGACAGUUCCCACCAUGGCGGCGGCCUCGGCACCUAUGCCGGGAUCUGCGUCGGAGAUCCGGAGGUCGGCGACGUCACCAUCUCCGAGAUGAGCCCCGAGGACAUCCGCGCCGAACUGAAAAGACUGUACACGCAACUAGAAUAUUUAAAGAAUAAGACACUCCGACAAGACAAUCCACACAUUAGCAAACGAAGGGGAGGCCGCAAGGUGGCACAUCGUAGAUUCUCUUUACAGAAAAAAGGAAGCAGAGAAAAGGCACUAAGCGCCAAACAUCGCAACAAUCGUCCAGCGGUCAGCGAAGUGGAAGUGACCGAAGCGGAACCGUCCCGUACACCGGAAGAUUCGGUGUGCAGCGUGGAGGGCCCAACCGACACCGGAACGAUGACCGGGGCCGAAAUCUCGGGCGUCUCCAGCUCGAAAUAGCCAUCAACCACCAGUGGCAGCAACCACCAUGUACAACAACAAGCCCAGCAACAUCAGAAUCAUAAUCAUAGUCAUCGCAACAACAGCCAUUCUCAUCAUCAGCUGCAGCAGUCGUCGUCGUCGUCAUCGGCGCAAAAAUCACGUUACCGAGAGUACAAUUUUUAAAUGGGAAAACAAAUCAUCAGGAAAACAGCAUUUUCGGAAUGGGGUAAUUGUUAUCAUGUUCUAGGAAAAGAAUAAUUGACACUAUGUUAUCCAAAAAUAGCUAAUGGAAUAAUUGGAGACAAGCAAUAGUUUGGUACAAAUUAACAACAACUAAAAUCGAUAAUAGUAUUAAAGAAUAUAUUUUUCGUCUGAACAAUCGCGUAACUCAGCUAUAAAUUCAAAAAUCAAACAAUCGAAAAAUUGAAGAAAAAAAACGAAAAUUAGCACAAAAA
Aedes aegypti (yellow fever mosquito) is the source of this 4611-nucleotide messenger RNA. RefSeq names its product probable G-protein coupled receptor 158 (gene smog). Gene Ontology annotation, biological process: G protein-coupled receptor signaling pathway. The transcript is spliced from 13 exons. Gene Ontology annotation, cellular component: membrane. NCBI's taxonomy places the organism in Eukaryota, Metazoa, Arthropoda, Insecta, Diptera, Culicidae. The record is from RefSeq and is a predicted model, not a curated record. Gene Ontology annotation, molecular function: G protein-coupled receptor activity. Bases 1895 to 4174 code for a protein of 759 amino acids.